Molecule: messenger RNA, 1662 nt
Organism: Epinephelus fuscoguttatus (brown-marbled grouper)
Lineage: Eukaryota; Metazoa; Chordata; Actinopteri; Perciformes; Serranidae
Gene: utp3
Product: UTP3 small subunit processome component
Exons: 16
Coding region: 156-1586 (476 amino acids)
Biological process (GO): maturation of SSU-rRNA from tricistronic rRNA transcript (SSU-rRNA, 5.8S rRNA, LSU-rRNA)
Cellular component (GO): nucleolus; small-subunit processome
Source: RefSeq, a predicted model, not a curated record
AUCCCGGAAGCACGCGGUAUCCGAGCGGAGUCGCUUCAACUCAGUUCGACUGGAUAUCUACAGUUUUCUUUUGUUUUAGUCUCCAGCUAUAAUCACUGACAUUUCAACGCCCUGUGUUGUUUGCUCACGUGCAGCAAACACGUUUAAUUUCCAUCAUGGUUCGAGCGAAAAGGGCUGUGAAGAUACAAAGGCCCAAGAAGACACAGCGAUAUGAUGAAGAUGACCCUGAAGCCUACAAGAACAUGCCUGUACCUGAUAAGAAAUCGUCACAGUACACAAAGGACAAAAUCGAUGAGUUUCACGAUGAGAAGAUUGCAAAACUUCUCGCCAGCGGUGUUCAGAUGGAGAGCGACGACGAGGAACUGGAUGAUGAGGAGGAAGUGAUGGCCCUGGAUGAUUCGGAGUCAGAGGAUGAUGAUGAGGUGGAGGAGGAAGAAGAGGAGGGAGAGGAGGGGACAGACAUGGAGAGUGAUCUCGAGGGAAAAAAAGAAGAAGAUCUUCCUAAUGAGAUGGCAUGGGGAAAGAAGAAGAAGAUGUUCUAUGACUCAGACUAUGUGACCACCAAGGGGAAAUCUCAAGAAGAGCUGGAAGCUGAGGAACAAGAGGAAGAAGAAGAAGCUAAAAAUAUCCAGAAUCGUUUGGCUGCUAAUCUGAGCGAGGAGGAUUAUGAUUUAAACUUUUUCCAGGAAUUUGCUGUGGAGGAGAAGGAGGAAAACAAGACUGAGCAGAAAGAGGAGAGGAUUGUGAAAGACCUGCAGCAGAUGUCCCAGAAGGAAAAAAUGAAACUAUUGAAAAAGGAGUCACCGGAGCUGCUCGAGCUUAUUCAGGACUUCAAGGCAAAGCUUAAAGAACUGAAGGAUGAGCUGCAGCCCCUCGUACAGAUGGUGAAGGACGGAAAGAUCCCACCAGGAAAGGGUGCCGACUACCUCAAGACAAAACAGCAGCUAUAUCUCAAUUACUGCACGAACAUCAGUUUCUACUUGGUGCUGAAAGCAAAACGGAUCCCUGUUCAUAACCACCCAGUGAUUGAAAGGCUGCUCACCUACAGAAACCUCAUCAAUGAACUCGGUUCAGUAGAUGCUCGUCUUGCACCUCAGCUUCGCAAGCUACUAGCUGGUGAGGAGAAGGAUGAGACCACCAGCAGAGCAGCAGUGGGCAAAAAGACCAGAGUGUCCAGUAAAAAGGAAAAGGAUUCUGAGGAAACUCUGCCUGAGGUCGAGGAGGAUUCAGACUCUGACCUGGAUGAGGAGGCGGCUCUUCGUUUCUACAGAGAGGUGGAGCAGCGGUCCAAACUGAAGAGAAAGGGCAACGAGCCAGAGGCUGAAGAGUUGGAGGAGGAUGAAGAUGAGGAGGAGGAUCCCGAUGCUAAGAGAGGAAUCACUUACCAGAUGGCCAAGAACAAAGGGCUCACACCAAAGAGGAAGAAAAUUGAUCGUAAUCCCAGAGUCAAGCACAGAGAGAAGUUCAGACGGGCCAAAAUCCGCCGAAAGGGCCAGGUGCGUGAGGUUCGUCGGGAGGAGAAGAGAUACAGUGGCGAGCGGUCUGGUAUUCGUGCUGGUGUCAAGAAGAGCGUCAAACUUAAGUAACCAAGCAGGAAUCCAGAGUGUGCUGCCAGGUGUAGCUGUGAGGUUGAAAAAAUACCAAUCGACUCUACUUGUAAUU